GUGGCGAUUAACAUCAAACCCUCCCGUAAUCGAAAUACUGAUCCGCGAUCCUGAUAUAAAAAUAUCAAUUGAAUUUUCGGAGGAUGCCCCUCCAAGGAAAAGAGGACGACCUAAAGGAAAAAACAGGGUUCCACUCACUCAGGAAGAGCGGAAAGCGCGCAAUGCCCACUAUGAGAGGGAGAGAAGAGGCGCCUACUCCAACGCUCUGAACCAUUUAGCGUCGGUUCUUGAAUGCCCGGACUCAAUGUCAGGCGACGAUGUUAUAAAGAUGGCAUCCCGUUUCAUCAAAAAAUUAACUAACACGAAUAAUAGAGAAAGCCUGGAUUUUCUAAGACACGUGGAUGGCCUACUUAAUUAUCAAAUUGAAAAGUUAUGUCCGCAACUAGGUAUUAGCGUCGACGAAAUAGAUAACCUCGAGAUAGGUAUUCUUGAUGCUAAUACCAACGAGAUACCCGAAGACAUUCUUACAAGAGCCAACGCCAUACCCAAAAUAAGCACUCCAAUCGCUAAUGCCUACGACGUAGAUGACAAUGCAAAAGACGAGACAGCACAACUCAAAACUCACAAUAAAAAAAGGGGUAGAAAAAGGAGAAAGCUUGAAGCAUCACACAAUCAGGCAUGCCCCUCUGAAAAAUCAACACCAUCGCAGUCCGGUGUUCAAUCGACAUCAUCAAAACGAACAGUCUCAAACAGAAAUUGCUCUAACACUACUAUACGACCACCAAGUUCUUCCUGUGAAUGGUCUUCGAACCUUGAACCGUUCACAUCUUAUCCGUCAAUAUCUUCAAGUGAAGGAUCGGUGUACCCAUCGAAAGAUGGGUCAUCCUCAUUAUCAUCAGUUGAGUACCCACCAGUUUCUGGAUAUACAGGAGAUCUAAGAUCCUCAUUUCAAUGGAUGAACUCAAUUGCCACGUUAUCGAAUGAAAGGAUGACACCAUACCGAAAAUCACAAGGUGCUGUGCCAUCAUCUAUAAAAGUGACUUCAAGUGCAGAUCCCUCGAGCUUGCCAGGUAUUUCAGCAUCCGCUGAAAGUCUGGCAGCAUCUGUUCAUCACGUUAAACAUGGAUGCUCAAAUGUUCCUAUCAGUCAACCAGGAGCAUGGUCGUUGCACUCAGUUCAACCAUUCACAUUUGAGACAGCAUCAUCAGAGUCUUCUACAUUUGAGACUCUUUCACCCGAAACUAUUUCUGCAGUCUACCCAUAUGAAGAUGCCUCACAUGAGACUGACAAUGUCAUUUCAUAUGAGUCUUCGAUGCAUGAAAGUCCUUCUCCAGAAGCUGUUAUCUCUGACGGUUAUAACAGAAAUGCCUCUUCCUGUGGGACUGCUUCAUAUGACACUGCUUCACACGAGACUGCUUCACGGGACACUGACUCACCCGAGAUCAUCAUACCUGAGUGUAUCAUGCCUCAGCUGCUUGCCUGCUUUCCAGUCUGGCCUACACCGGAAUCUAUGCAAUCGACAUCUCCGCCAAAUUCCGACUUGCAGUGGUCGAACACAGAGAUUCAAUCAGUGCCGCAGUUGCAACAGCAAAAUCCAACUUUGCAAUGUGAUCAUCCAGAAUGGUUCGGCCAGCAACCAUAUUAUUGCGAGCCUCAAACCAACAUUAACAAUGCAGCAACCUUGUCUCAAUCACCAUUUCCUCAUCUGGAGGAGCUGUCUGCGCCAGUGCAACAUCCUUGGCCGACGCUCUCUCACGAAACUGAUCAGAUGGCGAACGAUUUCUUCAUACAAACCGAUGGUUUGGCUAACAAUUAUUUUGAAGAAUACUUUGCGAAUGUGUAGAUAGGUGACGUUGAGUACUGACAAUAUCCAUUAGUACUUUGUUGGUCAUUUGACAUAUAUCCUAUUUCAAAUACCGACUUUUGUCUACCUUAUACAGGUGUCAUAUGACCAAAAAGGUUUUCUGGGUUCAUUAUUCCAUAUCUUGAUUUAAGAAAAGUCAAUGAUGCAAGCAAAUUAUCGAAUUUCACACUUUGUUAGUGUUUAGUUAAUAUUUUUUCGGAUAAUCUUGUUAGAAUAAUUGUUAUAUUGACUUAUUUCAGCUACUUGAAAGCUUACCUCAGAAAAAUAUUACUGUGAAACAGUUUGUGAUGUCUAAGGUUUUUAAGUAAUCGCGCCAAUAAAUUAGCCUAAUAUUUUAAUAUUAACUUAACUGCAAUAUUACAAUUUUGAGUAAUAAUAAUGAUAAGUGCCUUAUAAGUAAGUUUUUGACAUUUUAAUGUAUUGUCAAUCAAUUUUCAUCCUUUUAUUUAUCCAGUGGUUUUUAGCAUUUGUAAUUAAUUUUUGUCAUAAAUACUACGUAAUUUACUUAUUUCUAGUCACAUUUUGUAUCCUGUGUAAUCUUGGUCUUUUAAUGUAAUUUAAAGUUUUAUUAUUAAUUCAUUAUUCCCUGUGCAAUUAUAACAUUACGUAAUUUAGUGCAACAAAAGGAUGACUAAUCGUUUUAAACGUGCAUUACUUAAUUGUAUUGUAUGAAUGUAUUUGUUUGUAUAAUUAAUU
This is a messenger RNA of Hyposmocoma kahamanoa, 2500 nucleotides long. RefSeq lists its product as uncharacterized. The transcript is spliced from 10 exons. The record is from RefSeq and is a predicted model, not a curated record. Lineage: Eukaryota; Metazoa; Arthropoda; Insecta; Lepidoptera; Cosmopterigidae. Bases 245 to 1783 code for a protein of 512 amino acids.